This is a messenger RNA of Lithohypha guttulata, 1575 nucleotides long. It is a transcript of the gene GYP1, whose product is annotated as GTPase-activating protein. Gene Ontology annotation, cellular component: Golgi apparatus. Bases 1 to 1575 code for a protein of 524 amino acids. Gene Ontology annotation, biological process: activation of GTPase activity. Lineage: Eukaryota; Fungi; Ascomycota; Eurotiomycetes; Chaetothyriales; Trichomeriaceae. The record is from RefSeq and is a predicted model, not a curated record. The transcript has 3 exons. Gene Ontology annotation, molecular function: GTPase activator activity.
AUGCUGAAAUUUGACUCUCUAAACAAGUACCAAUCGCCCGAGCGCAAGCCUGCGACACGCCUUUCCUCACCUCCGAGCGGCUGGAGUGUCAUAGAUCGGCCUGCACCUGUUGACGAAGAGGACGAUGGGCUGAUUUACGAGGAUGAGGAAGACGAAUUUGGACUACCAAGUAUAGCUAAUUUCCAGAGCAAAAAGGCCAAAAACAAUAGAUUGUCCAUGCUGGAAUAUGGCACGGAUCUCGAGAGGACAAGCUCAGCACCAAAUUUGCUAGUACCGUCAACCUCGAGACAUGAGCGAUCCAGCAGCUUCGACAUUGCAGAAGAAAGAAACCCAUUAUCGUACCCGAGUGCACGUAGGAUUGAAGGAAAGAUUUUGAGACCACAAUACAAGGAGGUCUUGUCGGAUCCCGCGAACUCGCUACACCUCAUCAGACAUCCGCCAUUGUCGUCGGACGCCAGUGCAAAACAAGUCGAAACACACAACACUCGUAUAUCGAGGAUAAACAAGUUCAAACGAAUACUUCAGACCAGUACGGUAUCACUUCCAGAAUUGAGAUCAGCAGCAUGGUCAGGUAUUCCUGAAGAAGUGCGUGCGAUGACCUGGCAGCUUCUCCUUGGGUACUUGCCAGCUCAAAGUGAAAGAAGGAUUACCACGCUGGACAGGAAGCGAAAGGAAUAUCUAGAUGGUGUUAGGCAAGCUUUUGGGGAAGGGAGCGCUGCUCAUCGAAACUACAACAGUUCUGGCCUUGCCUCCAAUUCCUCGUAUACGAAUGGUCGCGGUCGUGGGUUGGACGAAGCACUUUGGCAUCAAAUCGUUAUUGACGUGCCUCGCACGAACCCACAUAUUCCUCUCUAUCAGUACGAAGCCACCCAGAGGUCGCUAGAGCGAAUAUUGUACGUCUGGUCAUUACGACAUCCCGCCAGUGGAUACGUCCAAGGUAUCAAUGAUCUGGCCACACCGUUCUGGCAAGUCUUUCUGGCAGUGUAUAUUACGGAUUCAAACAUCGAAAGAGGUAUGGAUCCUGGCCAGCUACCGAAGCAGGUACUCGACGCUGUGGAAGCCGACACGUUUUGGUGUUUAUCCAAACUACUUGACGGCAUACAAGACAACUACAUUGUGGCUCAGCCGGGUAUUCAUCGUCAAGUCGCAGCAUUGAGGAACCUUACUGCAAGGAUCGACGAUCGUCUGGCUAGGCAUUUUGAAGAGGAAAAUGUCGAGUACAUGCAGUUCAGUUUCAGAUGGAUGAACUGCUUGCUUAUGCGUGAGUUCAGCAUGCGUAGUAUUAUUCGGAUGUGGGACACCUAUCUUGCGGAAGAAGAUGGCUUUUCACAAUUUCACCUCUAUGUCUGUGCUGCAUUCCUGGUGAAGUGGUCAGAUCAGUUAAUGAAGAUGAACUUUCAGGAGAUCCUGAUGUUCCUACAGGCGCUGCCAACAAGAGAUUGGACGGAAAAGGACAUCGAGCUGUUGCUUAGUGAGGCCUUUAUUUGGCAAAGCUUGUUUCGUGGUUCGAGAGCUCAUCUGCGGAACUCUUCGAACUCUUCGGUAGUAACAGGAUCGCUCGGGCCACCGGGUUGA